Molecule: messenger RNA, 765 nt
Organism: Cladophialophora yegresii CBS 114405
Lineage: Eukaryota; Fungi; Ascomycota; Eurotiomycetes; Chaetothyriales; Herpotrichiellaceae
Exons: 1
Coding region: 1-765 (254 amino acids)
Source: RefSeq, a predicted model, not a curated record
AUGGGUACUAGCUACUCCACACCUGGCAUACGGCCCAAAGACCUGGAACGCUGGAAUCGCCAAGGCAGGCCAGUCCGGAUAGACGAGCGCCGUUGGGCCAGGAGUCCAGGCGGCCGACGAUAUGUGGAGACCCGGCAGAGAUAUACUCGAGGAGACCCUUUUGGUGACUUCGCCCUCGACGGAGGUGGUCGGCUUCCAAUACAUCCUAGUGCAGUGAACGGGUUCGGUCAAAGACCGCCUUUCCCAGGCGUAUAUCCCAAUCCGGGGGGCGGCCCAGAUGUCGUGGUUGGAGGUGGCUUUGACGAACCGUACGCUGAAGAAAUUCCUGCGUUCAAUCGACCCAUUGUGUUGGAGCAAAUGCCGGUAUUUCAAAGACACCCGUUGGUUGUAGAGGAGGACGAUCUGGACUUCCUCCCUAGGGGCAGGUUCGGUCGACAAGACGAUAUACAAUUUGGACAACCACCACGAUUCAUGUUCGGUUUCCUGAUGAUGGACUCCCUCCUAGGCGGGCUCACCAUCCAUCUCCUGGAUUCAGAUUUGCUGGGAACGACUUCCAACCACGAGACGGACACUUCGACGGCGCGUACGGGCGCUACAGAUCGACCGCGUUUGGAAGAAGUCCAUCACGAUUCUCAUCCAAUAUCUCUGAUGACACUUCAUUGGAGUCAUGGGGGCCCGUCCGGGGAGGUCGCAGUCCAUCUCCUGGCUUCAUUUUUGCCGAAGACGGCGUUCCACUCCGAGGAGGGACUUCCUGAGAAUAGAUGA